This is a messenger RNA of Cygnus atratus (black swan), 5744 nucleotides long. It is a transcript of the gene MIGA2, whose product is annotated as mitoguardin 2. The record is from RefSeq and is a predicted model, not a curated record. The coding region runs from base 293 to 2071 and encodes 592 amino acids. Gene Ontology annotation, biological process: mitochondrial fusion. The transcript is spliced from 16 exons. NCBI's taxonomy places the organism in Eukaryota, Metazoa, Chordata, Aves, Anseriformes, Anatidae.
GGGGUUUCGCCCUGCGGGCAGGGUAGGCUGCGGCGCGGGGGAAGGAGACGCUGCCCUUCCGCGGCCAUGGCGCGCGGCGGCGGGGGGAACAGGGCGCGCAGGGGGGCAGCGCGCGCGGCCAACCACCCCCCUCCCCCCUCCCCCUGCGGAGGAUUGCUGCACGAAGGCUGACCUCAGGACUCUGAGCCCAAUGUCGGAGGAAAGCUGCAUUUCCCUGUGAGCGGCUCACGCAGCAUCCAGAAGUACCCUUCCCACCUGAUGCUCCCGGAGGUGCUGAGGUCCUCGUUCAGCCAUGGCAUUUAGAAGGACCGAGGGAAUGUCCAUCAUCCAGGCCUUGGCAAUGACCGUGGCAGAGAUCCCUGUGUUUGUUUACACGACGUUUGGGCAGUCUGUCUUCUCUCAGCUGCGGCUCUCCCCAGGCCUACGUAAGGUGCUGUUUGCUACAGCUCUCGGGACGGUUGCGUUGGCUCUUGCAGCUCAUCAGCUGAAGCGGCGUCGGCGUCGAAAGAAGCAGAUUGCUCCAGACAAGUGUGGCUUUAAGCCUGGAGGCAUCACAGUGCCCAUCCUGCCAACGAGAAGGGUCUCUUCCGUGAAGAAAGGGUACUCCAGCAAGAGAGUCCAGAGUCCCGGCAGCAAGAGCAAUGACACGCUCAGCGGGAUAUCGUCCAUCGAGCCCAGCAAACAUUCCAGUUCCUCCCACAGCCUCGCCUCGAUGGUAGCAGUGAACUCUUCGAGUCCAACACCAGCAGCAGCAGGGCCGUGGGAGGCCCAGGCAAUGGGGGACGCUGGAGCUGGGGGUGAUUCCAGCGCAGAGAGCCUCUACGUGCAAGGCAUGGAGCUGUUCGAGGAGGCCCUGCAGAAGUGGGAGCAGGCACUGACCAUCCGGCAGCGAGACAGUGCUAGCACUAGCACCCCCGUGCCCUGGGACAGCAAGAAGCACCAAGACACUCUGUCUGAGAGCAUCCCAGAGGGGGAGUCCCAGAAAAGGGAGUUUGCAGAGAAGUUGGAGUCCCUCUUGCACCGAGCCUACCACCUCCAGGAAGAGUUUGGGUCUUCGCUUCCAUCGGACAGCAUGCUGCUGGAUCUGGAGAAAACCUUAAUGCUGCCACUGACGGAUGGGUCGUUACGGCUUCGGACGGAUGAUGAGGACAGCUCCAUUUCUGAGGACUCCUUCUUCUCUGCAGCAGAGCUCUUUGACUCCCUUCACUUUGAGGAAAUACCCUUCCAUCUCUCGAAGCCAGUGGCGGCAUAUGAAGAAGCUCUGCAGUUAGUGAAAGAAGGGAAGGUUGCGUGCCGGACGCUGAGGACUGAGCUCCUCGGCUGCUACAGUGACCAGGAUUUCCUUGCGAAGCUGCACUGCGUCAGGCAGGCCUUCCAGGAGCUGCUGGAGGAUGAAAGCAAUCAGCUGUUUUUUGGGGAGGUUGGGAAGCAAAUGGUGAUAGGACUGAUGACAAAGGCUGAAAAGAAUCCCAAAGCUUUUCUGGAAAGCUACGAGGAGAUGCUGCACUACGCGCUGAAGCCAGAGACCUGGCCAACCACCCAGCAGGAGCUGGAGGGAAGAGGGGUGGUGUGCAUGAGCUUCUUUGAUAUUGUGCUGGACUUUAUCCUCAUGGAUGCUUUUGAGGACCUGGAGAAUCCACCCUCCUCUGUGCUGGCUGUGCUGCGCAACCGCUGGCUCUCCGACAGCUUUAAGGAGACGGCCCUAGCAACUGCCUGUUGGUCAGUUCUGAAAGCAAAAAGGAGGCUUCUGAUGGUACCAGAUGGCUUUAUCUCUCAUUUCUACUCCGUAUCGGAGCAUGUCAGUCCUGUUCUAGCCUUUGGUUUUCUGGGGCCCAAGCAGCAGCUCUCUGAAGUCUGUGGUUUCUUCAAGCACCAGAUAGUGCAAUAUCUGAAGGACAUGUUUGAUUUCGACAACGUGAGGUACACGACAGUGCAGCUGCUGGCAGAAGACAUCUUGCAGCUGUCGCGGCGGCGCAGUGAGAUCCUCUUGGGAUAUCUGGGCACUGAGAGCUCCCCCGAGAUGAACGGCACCCUUCCUGGUGAAAACGAGCCACUGAAGGAGCUCAUCUGAUGUCAGUCAGAGAAGGAAAAUGGUUUUGUACAAGGACUCUUUUCCUCCCAGAGUUGGAUAAAACUACCUGCAAUGUUCAGUGGUGGCCACGAGACUAUCUCAACACGCAGCAACCUGGUGGGACCUUCUCCUUUUUGUAGCCAGUACUGUUUGCUGGGAUGGAUCCAGGACCACUUGCCAGCUUAUGGUUUGAAUUUCUUCUUUGUUCCACCCUCCUUUUUAUUAUUAUUUUUAAUGUGUCAUAACCCACAAACUGUCUGGGCUGAGAUUUUUGCCCAAGUAUCAUGAAUAGGGCAACAUACGUACCUGUGCUGCCUGUGUGUUAUCUGGCAGAUAGAUGAUCCCUGAUGUUUACGAUUGUGUGGGGUGCAGGAACAUCACUGGUAAAUUCUCCACUUGACCUGUAGCUUCUCAAGGUUUAUUCUGCUUUGGGAUUUUUAUUAUAACUAUUUCUCUGCUGUAUUUCCACUGACAUUACUGCUGAUUUUACUUUACAUAUUUUAGCACAUGUAAUGUGACUAGCAAGGAUUUUUCUUCCCAGGGAGGAAGAAAUAGUUCUGUAAAGCACUGAAGUAAAAUGCAGACUUCUGUAAGCGGCCUGAAGCUCUAAGGAAGUUGGUCUGUUCCCUCUGUGUUGCUGUUCUUCACAGGCCAGGUGACUUGCUCUGUGCUGCGGUCAUCUUUCCUUAGGAGAUUGCUGAGGUCUACGUUUGCCCUUAAGGCAAGCUAGCAGGAGGAGGGGGAGGAUUUGCAUCCUGCCUGUGCAUGCACGAAGUCUUUAACAUCCAUCCAAGUGCCUUGCUGUAUUUCAGAAUUAGUCAGUAGCAGUUUUCACUGGGUAGGAGGUGCAGGGUGUGAAGUACACAAGCAGAGGGAACUGGUGUAGAACUGGUGUUCUGUGGUGCUCGUUCCUAUUACGCACAAGGCAAGAAGACACAUACAGCUGGAUGCGAUGUGCAGGUAGAUGGGGAACUGGGAUCAAGCUGCUAGAGAGGAAACAACUCUUAUUUAUUUUGUUUAUCCUGAGAAACAUAAUAUAGUUUUGGUUAUAUAGCAAAUGCAUGUGUAUCUAUGUCCUCGUAGUGCUGAGAUGGGCUCUUCUCACACGAUGUGAUGCUGACAGCACAGCUGGCUCCUGAAGUCUGCCUGCUUUAGAUCGCGUGCUGAAUUGGAUACCAGCAGCAUUUGAGUAUGCUGGACUUGGAAGUCCUGGCUUUUGUGCAAUGCUUGCAGAGAUUUUCUGAGUCCUCUGUGAUUGUAAUGCCACAGAGGCUGCACCCUGGGCCUUCCUGUCCUUUGUCCUGUUUUAGUCCACGCGAGGCUCCAAAUCCCAGGCUCAGAAUGAGGAGGUAUUCAGGAGGAAGAAAAUGGGGACUUUGACAAAAACAUGGGCUUUGCUGGUUUUCUCCAGAUUGAUUGGUUAUCCCUUGUGCUGUCCCAGAUAAAAAGCACAAGUCUUAUCUAGCCAUAUUUUUGUAAGGGGAAAAAAAAACUGGAGUUUCCACAGGAGCGGAAAAUCAGUGCAUGGAUUUGAAGAAUACAAUUUUCUUCUUCCUUCCUCUUCAGAUGCCUAAUGUGGAUUCCGCUGGCAAAUGUGGGAAGGAAGUAAGCAGGGAAAGAGUAAACAAGAGGAUGUAAAAGGAGUAAAUAAUGCUCCUGGGAUGCUUGCAAGAGGGCAAGUGCACAGCACAUAACAUCUGUUCUGUAAGCACAUCAGACCAAUGUGUCUUAUGCUGACAACUAGGUUUAAUGCAAUAAACAAAGACAAUGUUGAGGCAGAAAGGAGGAGCAGCUGAGCUGAGUGAGGCUGCGUGAAAUAAAUUGUUAUGGGAAGGAUUUAAGAGAGCAACUGGAACUAGGAAAGGUCUCUGAGGUGUCUGGCUUCUGGCAGCACGUAGUGAGAGAGGAAACAGGAUGUUGCGUAAGCAUGGCACACCUGUUAUAUGUAAACUGUGAUUUGAAAGUAUGCUCAAUUCUGGAAGCAAGUUACUUUGCCAAAAGUAUUUCAUAGUGCUUUGUGCUCUUGUAUGGCAGGUUUAUUAGGAAGAGAAACUUCAGCAGCUUUGUAUAGUGGUUAAAAAGAUGCUAAAAUGUGAAGAUUGAUAUAAUAAGAUGGGUUGUAAUUCUAAACAAUCAGGGCUGUUCACUUCAGAUUUUUAGUGUUGUUUUAUGUGUAUUUAUUUAGUACUUUGGGUGUCUUUAGGCCUCGGUGCUUGGGGCAGCCUGCCCACUUUGUGUACGGCCGAGGACGGUGAUGGCUGCCUCCGGUCUUUUUGCAUCAUCACAGGAGAGGACGCUAAAACAGGGUCCUCGUGAAGCAAAUGCUAACGUGCAUUGUAGCUUUUUAAAUUAAAACUGUAAAUUCCUAAUCAAUGAAAUGGAAGACAAUUGUAUUACAGUUUUAUUCUUUCCCUCAGCCCUUAUUCCACAUGGGGUGUACUGCCCUUCCAGUGAAGGUAAAGAUGGAUGUUCCCCAAGAACAUCUGCAGCUUUUUGUAGCCCCUUCCACGCACUGUUACCAACUUGUUCCUGCAUAAGCCAUGGAUGUCUGCUGAGACAAACUGACUUGCUAUUUCUUGGGGACAAUGUUAAACUUCUCUAUGCUGCCCAUUCCUGUUUGAUUACUGCGCUUUCUCCCUCCCCAAUCCCACUCUAGCUUGAGAGGAAAAGCAAAAGAAAGAUGCUUUAGCCUCUAGAGGGUACUGUUGAGAUCAGCGGGUUCAGAGGAGAUAUUCCUGUGCAAGAAGCUCUCUGACCUUAGAGGUAUUGGUCUGUCUCCCGCUGCCUUCAGCUCCUUUUGGAUGUGAACUCGAGCAGGGGUUUGGGCUGCUCCCACUAAUCCCUUCCAGAGCUGUGCUUGGCUGAAAUGGCAACCAACUCAUCUGCUUUGCAGGGCAGAGUAAAAUGUUAGGACUGAGCAACUGUUUCCUCUCCAGCUUAGUCAGGGGACACUAGAAAAUCUUUUUUUCCUCACAUAUUGUGCUUAACAAAGGAACUACUUCAGUAUUAGCAGCAGAUGAGAUGUAUUUGGAUAGAUCUCAGGAGAUAUGAUAUUUGCCGCUUUCAUAAUGAACCCUUAUUCUCAAGGGGUUAAAUCAUGCUGGGCUGACACUUGUGAGAUUUUAACAUUGAUGGGGAUUUGAAAUGGCUUACCAGCUAUGAAAUAAAACCCUUCACUAGUUUCUGAUGCUUAAACAGAACUUCAAAUAUGCAUGACUUUCAUUUUUAUGUGGAGGUUGCUGUAACAAGCUUCACUAGUGGUUAAAGUACAUACUCAGUACUUCAGUAUGUAUGCAGAGACUAUACCACAUGGCUCUAGGAGGGUCUCUAUAAUCUUUAAAGCCAAAAUAUAUUAAUAAAAAAAAAAAUGAGGAAAAGUCUGCCUUCUUGUAUCUACAAGACCAGCGUGGCUGUGAAAAGCAUGACUUGUGCUGUCUUAUACAAGGAUGUGGGAAAGUAGGAUUUUAUUUACCCCUCUUCGGUUGAACAUUCCUCUGCCAUAUCAAACUAAUGAAUGUGCCUAUUGUGUCUAUUUUUUUCUUGAUUUCCUAAGGGUGUACAAAUCUAUUUGUGUUUUGCUUCUUUUCUUCAUCUUUGCAGCUAUUUCUUUUAAUACCUCUAAUCUUAGGAUGUGGGCAUUACAAGCAAAAUAAAACUUUCCUUCACGACCAUG